Messenger RNA from Hyla sarda, 3230 nucleotides. It is a transcript of the gene IQUB, whose product is annotated as IQ motif and ubiquitin domain containing. Bases 239 to 2707 code for a protein of 822 amino acids. The record is from RefSeq and is a predicted model, not a curated record. The transcript is spliced from 14 exons. Gene Ontology annotation, cellular component: motile cilium; acrosomal vesicle. Gene Ontology annotation, biological process: cilium assembly. Lineage: Eukaryota; Metazoa; Chordata; Amphibia; Anura; Hylidae. Gene Ontology annotation, molecular function: protein binding.
GAGCUGAGGGGAGGGGCGGACGCAAGUGUGCACGGGGCGCAGAUUUGCACCUCACCCCGCCCUUUGCUCUGCCCUGGGCGGUGUCGCCCCGCCCUCUUGUUACCAGAGAAACACGUGUCCCGCCCGCUAGCCGUUGCCCUGGAGACGCCGGUGACAACAAGUUAUUCGGGACUCUGUGGCCGGUGAGUGGUAAAGGCGGAUGAGAUGGUCCAAGAAGAAUAAAAACUAAUAGUGUAAGAUGGAAAAUACUACUGUAUCUGGGAGUUCAGAUGUAGCCCAGCAGACAGACACAGAGAUUACAUCUGAAAAUGUUGAAAUAAAACAGAAAAUACCUUCCGCUGUAGAACUUGUACAGUAUGAGGCAGAACAUCUAGAGCAGGACCAGAACCUUCAUAAUGGAGAAGUACAGACUCUAGACCAACAAUUACAUAUGGAGGGUGAAGAGACACCAGAUAUGACAGAAGACCAAAAUAUGGAGAAAAAAGGAGUUGGAGAUGAAGAAUUAUCAGAAACAGUUGAACACAAUGGAGACAGUUUUCAUCAAACCGAGCAAAUCCCCGAUCUUCUUCAGGAGACACAGCCAAUGCAGGAAAGCAGUGCACAGUCUUCUAUUCUAACAGAAGAAGACAACCAGUCUCAAGAGGACCAAGAUACUGAUCUGCAGAGGAUUUCAGAACAAACACUUGAAAAACAAAUUUCCUCAGAUGACUCCAGUGCUACAGCUACAGUAAAGGUGAUGCUAACUCCUGAUGGCCAAGUAAUCACAGUUGCAUUUUCUAUUGGAAAAUCUAUUGAGCACCUUAAGAAUUACUUUGCAUCUCAAAUGAAACUUCCAGAAGCAGUUAUAAGGAUAAUGUAUGAAGGGCGAAUUGUAGAAGACUCUGAGACUCUAGUGGAUCUCGGAAUUAGACCUCAUGGAAUGAUUCAGCUGGACAUGCAGUCCACAGAUCCUGAAAACUACCCAAUAAAAGCAAUGAAAUUUCAGCAUGAAUACAGCAUGCCAGAUGUCAUUACUGUUAGGGUACAAACAGGAGAUGAAUCCUAUCAGGAUAUAGCAGUAGAAAUCGAAAGACUUAACUACUGUAAACCUUAUUUGGGUGGAUAUCGGCAUAAAGUGACCGGUGUCGUGUUCCAUCAUGCUGGGACACAAACUUUACCAAAAAAGAGACCAGUAAAAGACACUGUAGUGUUCUGCAGAGAUACACAGACAGUUUUUGAAAAGAACAAGACCCAACAGUCAAGGAAUACAAUGGGCACACAAAUGACAAAAAUUGGUUGCUAUGUCAAAAAUAUAACAGACAAACUAAUAGAGCCAAAGAAAUAUGUGACUGCCGAUGAAUUCCAUGCGAGACGUCUGAAAGCAGUGAUUACAAUGCAGACCUACUUCCGACGUUUUCAUGCCAAAGGAGUGGUGCAGCAGUUGAGAGAAGAGAGAAGGCUGAGGUUGGAAUGGGAGGAAAAGGAGGAAUUAAGAAAAAUAAAAGAGAAGAAGGAAAGACUAAGAAAGGAAUAUGAGCGCAGAAUGAACCCAAAGAGCAAGGAAGAUUUUGAGUUGCUUUAUCAUGCUCUUGAAUUAUGGCGAAAAGAAGAGGUGGAGCGAAUUAAUCAAAUCUACACUGGAGCUGAAAGGAAAGCCGCCCUUUGUGCUCUUCUAGAACAAGAGACUCAGUUGAUCAGCUCAAUUGGCAGGCACAAAAUAGACGCAGGUGAAGAAAACCAACAAAAAGCUAUACAAGAUCUUCUAAAUAAGUGCUGUGAACCUAAAAGAUGGAAAGCAUUUGAUGGAAAGACUACUGAGAUGGAUACCCAAUAUACUAUCCGGGCCAGAGAACUACAUAACAUUUACAACAGUAUCAACACCAAAUAUUUCACUCGUGAUGAGAGGCUUGAUGCACUUUUGACACUUAAGCAUACUGUGAAGGAACACGACUGCAGAUUAACCCAAGAGAUUGUAGAGCUGAUUGACAGGGAAGCGGACCUCUUAAUGCGGGGAGUGCAAAACUGCAAUCUAGAGGGACUUCGAAAGAGAAUCUCUACACUUUUUCUGCAGUACAUAAAAACUCCCACUUUUAACCCUGAAAUUGCCAGGUUGCUCAAGAUUCCUGAGGACUCUACAGUCUUCCGUAAAAACAUAUAUUUUUGUCCCAGUUGCAAAAGCUAUUUACGCUCAACCGAGUUUUCUCUGUCUGCUAAUGCUCGCACCAUUGGGCGGUGUCGAAAAUGUUCAAAAUUAGACAAUGAAGCUCGGCAGAGAGAAGAGUUUACAAAAUACAAGAUGUUACUCAAGCAGCUAAAAAAGUCAGAAGCAGAUUAUGGAGAUGAUGCCAAAAUUGCAUUCUUACUCCAGCAGGAAGAUCUCCAGUACCUUGUUGAGAAUAUUUGGGGCUCUAAUUCUGCAUUAAGUGCCUGUGAUGACCUCUAUGAACUAGUCAUAGUGAGAUGGAACAAAUAUUAUGAGUGGUCUCCAUGGAACUGUAUUCUCUUAACAAAAGAGGAGGCAGCAGCCCAUUUGAACCUUGCUAAUGCUGAUCAGGCUUAUGGCAUUGUUUUUAUUCGAAAGAUCAAGCACAGGCACAGUCUUGCCAAGAACUAUUUUUCUCAGAUUCCUGAGAUGGCACCGUUCCUUCAUCGGGAGAGAUCUGAUCAGAUGUCUACAGUUAAUGAUCUGGUUAUUAGUAAACCCAUUGCAGCCAGUCUCCAAGUCUAGAUGAUUUUCCCUGCUGAGUUCAGUGCGUUUAUCAUAUUCACAUGACAGCCUUGUUUUUUGUCAUCAUUAACUGACUGUAAUAUAAAAUGUUGUGCUAGACUAAUCGCUCAGUAAAAUGGAUUUACAGCUAAACAUGAACCACAUAAUCUCACCCUAUCACCUUAUUAAAGAAAGAAAUUGGGUAUUAAUUCCAACAAUUUCUUUUUAUUUUAUUCCGUUUUAGACAAGAAAAGCAUGUACUUCCUUGUUGCAUACUGUAUUAGUAUUAUCAAUACUCAAUGGCUACAUCUGUGUAUCUUUUAUGUAUUUCUAUAACUGAAAGAUUUUUCAACAACAUGGUAAAAUGGUAAAGAACCCCAUAACAAUAGCAGACAUGCUUAAGGUCCAUAAAUAGUAUACAGAUGUUAAGGAUAUAUAAAUAUAUAUAGAUAUAAAACAAAAAUGUUUUUAUAGAAAAAAAUAUACAGGGUAUAGAUUAUACAUAUUAAGGCUGGGUUCACACUACGUUUUGUCCCAUACGGGA